Molecule: messenger RNA, 1791 nt
Organism: Suillus subaureus
Lineage: Eukaryota; Fungi; Basidiomycota; Agaricomycetes; Boletales; Suillaceae
Exons: 6
Coding region: 1-1791 (596 amino acids)
Biological process (GO): DNA-templated transcription; regulation of DNA-templated transcription
Cellular component (GO): nucleus
Molecular function (GO): DNA binding; DNA-binding transcription factor activity, RNA polymerase II-specific; zinc ion binding
Source: RefSeq, a predicted model, not a curated record
AUGGCCAGUAAUCAGACCACCACGCCUCCGCCAACUCUGCAGAGGGGGAAAGCAUGCUUGCGUUGCAGGUAUUUUCUCUACUCCAUCAUCCAUCAAAAGUCGUUAACCAUGCUCAAACGCGCCUUGUCCAGAAAAAGGAAGAUGAGAUGUGACGGGAGCAAACCUGCUUGUCAACAAUGCGUGCGUGCAAAACAGCAUGACGCUUGUCAGUACGACGAUGGAAAGGGAAAAACGAGAACUCAACUUCUUCGUGAACAUAUUGAGCGUUUAGAACAGCGUAUACGAGAGCUCGAGGAUCCCGAGUACACCUCACCAUCCGUUACUCUACACGAUCCACACCGUCAUGGCCGCUCAGAAAGCUCGUCGUCUUCCCUUACCGGUUCUCCGGCAAGUACAGGCUUCUCACUUUCAGUGUCUUCCUUCUCUCCUUCCGCAAAUAACUCCCCCCAAAGCUCCUGGAUACAGGGCAUUCCCUCGCCUUCGCCCACGCCAUUUACGGAUAUCUACCACGAGGAACCACAGCCCACAAUAGAGCUCGCUCAGACUCUCGUAGACGUCUUUUUUUCGCAUUGUCGUCAAUCCCUCCUGGGUCUGCACAUGGGUCGACUACGAGAAUCGUUCACUCGACCUGUCAUGGAGCAGCAUCACCCUGUCCUCACCAAUGCCAUCUUUUUGUGGGCAUGCUUUAUCUCCAGACCUGGUCCUCUUAGUACGCACGAGUCUCAUUACUUGAGUCGAGCCCUCGACUCUCUCAGCGAUGCCCUCCAGUACCAAAACAGGUUGCUUGAUGUCAUCCAAGCAUCCUGUCUUCUGUCUGUGUACUUUCUAUCAAAUGGAAGGGCACUAGAAGGCAGUUACCAUGCCAACGCUGCCGCAUCACUGGCUAUUCAAUGCGGCCUUCACGGAGCAAUAAUUAAUCGAUCAUCAUCAUUUGAGACCACAGCCUCCAUUUCACCCUUCAAACUUGACCCCCCGAAAGACGCUAUCGAGCAGGGCGAGCGCAUAUUGACGUUUUGGCAGGUAUUUGCCCUGGAUCGGUGCUGGUCGGUAGUACUUCACAAGCCAGUGACCAUACCGCAUGGUUCAGAUGGAUACCCGUCCAUCAUAUUGCCGUGGCCGCAAGAUAUGGAAGAAUAUGUAGCAGGUCAAAUCGAUGAUUUGCACAGCUUCCAUACUGUUCGGAGCUUCUUUGACCAUCAGGUCACAAACGUCCGCGGAGGGUUUUCCCCACUGGCCCUCCGUGUCAAAGCAUCCGCUCUGUUCGAACGUGCGCACCACCUCGCGUCAACCUGGGACCAACCUUUAGCCAUGUCGAGCGCAUUUACCGACGACUUUCAAACUUUAGAACACACAAUCGCCCAUUUUAUCCCAACCCUUAUUCCAGUGCAUCAACUUGACGCCACAGUGCCUGACGAGAAACACGCCUACAUUGUGACACACACACUAGCUCACGCUGCGAUGAUAAAUCUGUAUUAUCCAUUCGGCGCCGAAGACCCUAUCUCAUAUGACAAAUGCCUUCGAGCUGCGCGGUGUCUUGUGUCCAUUAUCAAGCACAUUGCUGACGCAGAUUACGAGUUUCUCGAUCCCAUCAUCGGUCCCUGUUGGACGUGCGCUGUGGACACGUUGAUUCGGGAACUCAAUGUUAUUGAGUCUUCGUGGCCGCUCGUCAGCAGCUCGGAUGUCCGUAGUGAAAUCGGGACCAUGCUUUACGCCAUGAACAACCUUAGCGCAUGCUUCCCCCUGCUGGGAUAUUCAGUGGCCAAGGUACAAAAGCGGCUGUCAGGGCUGUAG